Molecule: messenger RNA, 4883 nt
Organism: Lynx canadensis (Canada lynx)
Lineage: Eukaryota; Metazoa; Chordata; Mammalia; Carnivora; Felidae
Gene: NVL
Product: nuclear VCP like
Exons: 23
Coding region: 406-3075 (889 amino acids)
Biological process (GO): ribosome biogenesis
Cellular component (GO): nucleus
Molecular function (GO): preribosome binding; RNA binding; ATP hydrolysis activity
Source: RefSeq, a predicted model, not a curated record
GACCAAGGCGGCCUCGCGCAAGCUGCGGUCCGACCCCGACGCGCGAGCGGGAAGACGCAAGACGCUCGCCGGAAGCCCCAGCAGCCGCCACGCGCCCGUGUCCGCGCAGAGGGAACAAUAAAGUUGAGCGUGUUCAAAAGGGGUCCUUGGCAUCCAGGGCCCGCCGGACAAGCCUGCAGGAUAGGCCGCCCGGAAAGUCCCGGGUGUGGGCAGGUCUCCUCGUCCUCGGUGGCGUUCUCCUCACUCGCGGUGGGACAGCGAAGGUACAGCGCCGGGGGACCGGCCCGGGCGGCGGGCGGGCGGGAGAAGGCGGAGGGGCCUGCCCGGCGAUCGCCGAGGGCAACCCGGUGAGGAUCCCGGUGCCCGUGGAGCCCAGCGUCCUGGCUGCGGCCUCCCGGACGCGCGAUGAAGCCCCGGCCCGCGAGGUUCGUGGACAACAGGCUGAAGCAGCGAGUCGUGCAGUACCUCACCAGUAACAGAUGUGGCAAAUAUGUGGACACUGGAGUUUUAGCAUCUGAUUUACAAAGAAUGUACAGUAUAGACUAUGGUCGAAGAAAAAGAAAUGCUUUUAGGAUUCAGGUAGAAAAAGUAUUUAGCGUAAUUACCAGUGAGAAAGAGCCUAAGGAUCUAACAGAAUUAGAAGAUGAGCAUCUGGCCAAAAGAGCAAGACAAGGUGAAGAGGAAAACGAGUAUACUGAAAGCUCUUCAGAUCAUGAUUCAAAUAUGGAAGAUUACCCAGAUCCACAGGCAGCAAAUCACAUGAACAGCUCCCUGCUCUCCUUAUAUCGGAAAGGACAUCCCGACUCUGCUUCCCGGACUCCCGAGAUGGAUCACAGAGAAGCCACCGUCUCGGCCCCACGGACACCUUCCGGAACAGACUCCGUUCCUUCGAAGACCCCUGCCAGGGGUUCAGAGGGAGGGUGGUUUAUUGAUAGAACUCCCGGUGGAAAGAUGGACCUGGCAGGCGAGAAGGGCAAGCACAAGAAGCCAGGAUCGGAGAGAGAGGAUUCCAAAGACGCUUCUCUGCUGGAGAGUAAUGAAAAAGGGAAAGGCAGGCUGAAGCGCAAGGGAAACAAAAGGAAGAAAGACCUUCAGGAAGUAGACGGAGAAAUACAAGCUGUCCUGCAGAGGAAAGCUAAAGCCAAGGGGCUGGAAUUACAGAUCUCCAAGGUGAAAUUUGAAGAUGUUGGAGGCAGCGAUACGACAUUAAAAGAAGUCUGCAAGAUGCUCAUCCACAUGCGUCACCCGGAGGUGUACCGCCACCUGGGCGCCACCCCGCCGCGUGGGGUUCUCCUUCACGGGCCGCCGGGCUGCGGGAAGACCUUGCUCGCGCACGCCAUUGCAGGGGAACUGGACCUCCCAAUUCUGAAAGUAGCUGCCACGGAGAUUGUAUCCGGAGUGUCUGGGGAGUCUGAGCAGAAGCUGAGAGAAUUGUUUGAGCAGGCAGUGUCAAAUGCACCCUGUGUCCUCUUUAUUGAUGAAAUCGAUGCCAUUACCCCCAAAAGAGAUGUUGCUUCAAAAGAUAUGGAACGAAGGAUUGUGGCCCAGCUCCUAACCUGCAUGGACGAUCUGAAUACCAUGGCUGCCACCGCUCAGGUCCUAGUCAUUGGAGCCACUAACCGCCCGGACUCAUUAGACCCUGCUUUGAGACGUGCAGGAAGGUUCGACCGAGAAAUAUGCCUGGGUAUCCCAGAUGAAGCAUCCAGGGAAAGAAUACUUCGAACUUUGUGCAGAAAACUAAGACUUCCGGAAGCUUUUCAUUUCCACCACUUGGCACACCUCACUCCAGGCUUUGUUGGCGCUGACCUGAUGGCGCUCUGCCGAGAGGCAGCCAUGUGUGCGGUCACUAGGGUCCUGAUGAAGCUGCCCGAGCCGCGGGCCGACCCUGAGAUGGAAGCUUUGCUCUCCAGAGGAGGCCGGGGAGACGGGAUCGGAACGAAGCCCGCUUCCGAAGCACAGGAGCUUUCCCCGCAGGUGCCGAACCUGUCCUUCGUGUCGGCCGCCCAGCAAGCGUCGGAUGAAUUGCAAAGGCUGCUGGUGUUGCUGCGAAACCAGGACCCCCUCUCAGAGGAGCGGCUGCAAGGGCUGCGCAUUGAACUGAAUGACUUCAUUGUUGCUCUGUCCUCCGUCCAGCCCUCGGCCAAAAGGGAGGGCUUUGUCACUGUCCCCAAUGUGACUUGGGCAGACAUCGGUGCCCUGGAAGAUGUCAGAGAGGAGCUCACCAUGGCCAUCCUGGCACCGGUACGUAACCCCGAUCAGUUCAGAGCCCUCGGAUUGGUGACCCCAGCUGGAGUCCUCCUGGCGGGCCCGCCCGGUUGCGGGAAAACGCUCCUGGCCAAGGCGGUUGCAAAUGAGUCCGGACUGAACUUUAUAUCUGUCAAGGGCCCCGAAUUGCUAAAUAUGUACGUUGGUGAGAGUGAGCGUGCAGUACGACAGGUGUUCCAGCGAGCCAAGAACUCCGCGCCCUGUGUCAUAUUCUUCGACGAAGUGGACGCCCUGUGCCCUCGAAGGUCAGACCGAGAGACGGGGGCGAGCGUGCGCGUGGUGAACCAGCUGCUCACCGAGAUGGACGGGCUGGAAGUGCGGCAGCAGGUUUUUAUCAUGGCGGCCACCAACCGGCCAGAUAUCAUUGACCCUGCAAUCCUGCGCCCAGGACGCCUGGACAAAACACUUUUUGUGGGUUUGCCGCCCCCAGCGGAUCGCCUGGCCAUCCUGAAAACCAUCACCCAAAACGGCACCAAACCCCCACUGGCCGCAGAUGUCAGUUUGGAAGCCCUUGCUGGGGACCUUCGCUGUGACUGCUAUUCGGGUGCGGACCUCUCUGCUUUGGUACGAGAAGCUUCUAUCUGUGCUCUGAGACAGGAAAUGGCAGAACCAAAGAGUGGGAGCAAGAAAGGUGAGCUCAAGGUCAGUCAGAAGCACUUUGAAGAAGCUUUCAAGAAAGUAAAAUCAUCUAUAUCAAAAAAGAACGAUUCAAAGAGCAUGUGGAGAACCAAGCAAACUGGAACAGUUGGGGAAGCUGCAGAACGGACAAGCUGGGGGCGGGGCCUAAAAAACACAAGCCUCAGUGAUUAGAACAUUGUGAUAAUGGCACAGGAACUGAUCGUAGUAUACAGUACAUAAUAGUGUCCCCCACACCAGUGAUGGAAACACGGUGAUCGAUGUCGGGGCAGCUGGGAAGCCGUCUCCAGAAGUUCAAGUCGGACUCGCAUGUCACACUGCAGGUGGGGGACGGGGGCGGGGGGCGGCGGGAGAGUUUAAAAGUAAAAUCUGAAACCGUCAAAGUAGGAGGAGACCAGAGAUUUGUCUGGAAGUUCAAGCGGGGCGUGCCUUGUUUCCUCUCAGCGCGAAACCCGGCAACAUAAAUGAAAGACUCAGAAUCUGACACGAGGAUAAAAAUUUCUGCGCUAAGAAGCUCGUCAAAAGACAAAUGACCAAAUAAGGAAAAUAUUUGCAGUUAAUGUCACCAAGGGUGAAUCAGAACGACCAGAAAUUGAUGAGGAAAAGACCGACACAGAAAAUGUUGGAAAAGAGGCGCUAGAUGAAGAACAGGGACAGACCCUUCACGGAAAAGCCAACGGGCUCGUUAGACGGAAAACUCCUCACCUUGCUGACAAUGGAAGAAAAGCAACUAAGAUACUAGUCUUUGCCUGGCAGCAGGCAAAGGUCUCCGAACCUGAUGAUGCCUGUUGGCCGGGAUACGAGGGGAUGGGGGGCCCAGCCCUUUCCCGGGACUGAACCGGAUUCCCGCUGCGGCUGGCCCGGCGGCUCUGGGAACUUCCCCUGGAAGCACUCACGACAGCGGAGCGGACUCGACGGUGGCUCCGCUGUGAGGCUCUGACGGAUCAACUCGGAAGAGAGGAGCGCCUUCUCAACGUGCCGUCGGGAAGCAGGGGUCCUGUGUGCUCUGCCGCCGCUUCAGUCAAACACGAGGGAAACGCAGCGGCGUCAGUGCUCGUGUCACAGAGGGAAGACCUGACAGCGUCGACGGGAGGGGCUUCGUUCACUCUGCGACUGCGUCGGGUCCUCGAACCUCGCGAGCACCUCGCGCAUCCGAAAGAAGAACGACAUUGGAUUUUAAAAACGGGUGUUCGAGGGCUCGAAACACGAGCACGCCCUGCCUCGGCCUAAACAAGCAGCGGUCGAGCCGCUGCCCCAGACCUUAGAUGCGUGUGUGGCCCCGGCGAGACCCCACGGGGCAUCCCCCUGAAGGCAGCCCCCCCCCCCACCCUGCUGGAGCUGCCCCGGCACUGCAGGUGCUUCUGUCCCCUUCCCGUCCACGCUCAGAACACUUUAGAACCCGGCUUUCUUUGCUGCGUGGAUAGAGCCGUAAGCAGCUCGUCACCCGACUUCCACGGCGAACCUCAGUCCCCGUGGGAGGGGGGGCACGUGGGGCGGGCCGCGCACCGAGCAGGCGGCUCCUUCCUCGGCCCGGAGACUGGGCGUCCUCACACGGUGUCCCCGCACCUGUCUGGUCUUCGCCCCUCUUCUUGCAGCGACACCGGUCGUGCUGGCUUAGAGCCCGUCCCGGGGGCUUCGAUUGAACGGAAUCGCCUCCCUAAAGAUCUUUUCUCCAGUCACGGUCACGUGAGGCCCUGGGGGGCUGGGAUAUCCGCAUACGCGUUUCGGGGGCACGGCUCGGCCCACCUCGCACUCACCAGCUCUGUGUCUUGUCCCCUGUUCUCAGGACCAGGUGAUGUACGAAGCCCUGCAGCGGUCCCUCAGCCGGUGACCCCCCUUCCGACCUGACGCGGAUGGCGGCCCGUUCCGAGCUGAGGACGCUUCCCAUCCACCAGCCGCGCGUGGGAACACCCUCCCCUCUCUUUAAGUAAAACACGUUUGACUGUUGAAAUAAAAUCACUGAUAACUUUUUUUAAAUAAAA